Myodes glareolus (Bank vole) is the source of this 5573-nucleotide messenger RNA. The record is from RefSeq and is a predicted model, not a curated record. Lineage: Eukaryota; Metazoa; Chordata; Mammalia; Rodentia; Cricetidae.
UAUUCCAGGGCCCAUCUGCCGGAAUCCGUACCCCGGAUCGGACUCUUUGGAGCCCCACCUUUGUCUGAGGGGUACGUGAUCCUUCUGGGAGGCAAGGGAUCCGGACCCUCAUCUACGUCUCCAUCUGAGUUUUUGCUUUCGGUUUUGCGCCGGAGCCGCGCUGCGAAAAUUGUCUGUGUUUGUCUCUGCGUCCUUUUUGUCUGUUUCACGUCUACAGCAAUUUCAUUGGAAAUUAUGGGGCAAUCCAUAACUACCCCCUUGAGUCUCACCUUACAGCACUGGAGAGAUGUUCAGGACACGGCUAAUAACCAGUCCGUGGAGGUCCAUAAAAAGAAAUGGAUCAUUUUCUGUUCCUCUGAAUGGCCAACUUUCAACGUCGGCUGGCCACGAGAUGGAACUUUUAACCUUGAUGUUAUUUUACAGGUAAAAGCCAAGGUGAUGAACCCAGGCCCACAUGGGCACCCCAAUCAGGUGGCCUACAUUGUGACCUGGGAAGCCUUGGCCUACGACCCACCUCCUUGGGUCAAACCUUUUGUUCUCCCUAAGCCAUUCUUGAAAGAACCUUCUGCCCCUACCCUUCCUCCUCCCCUCCUCCCGACCCCGGCUAAACCACAUACUCAAUCUUCUCUUACCCGGACGGUCCUGCCUCCUGGAGAUGAAUUAUUAAUGGACCUAUUGGAAGAACAACCCCCGCCAUACCAAGGACCCGCUCCACCAGAGGAAGCUGCCCGGACUGCGGCGGCCCCAGACCCCGCACCCCCAGCCACGUCCCCGGACCCCGCACCCCCAGCCACGUCCCCAAUGGCUGGACGACUGCGCGGACGCCGGGAACCUCCCCCAGAUUCCACCUCACAGGCUUUCCCCCUCUGGAUAGGGCCAAAUGGCCAACCUCAAUACUGGCCAUUCUCAGCCUCCGAUCUUUAUAACUGGAAAUAUAAUAACCCUCCUUUUCCCAAGGACCCCACCAUGCUAACCUCUCUUAUUGAAUCUAUUUUGGUCACUCACCAGCCCACCUGGGAUGAUUGCCAGCAAUUAUUACAGGCUUUAUUAACCAGCGAGGAAAAGCAGCAAGUCUUUUUGGAGGCUCGCAAGAGGGUGCCAGGUGACAAUGGCCGUCCCACGCAGCUGCCGAAUGAAAUCUAUGCUGCUUUCCCCUUGGAACGCCCAAAUUGGGAUUUCACCACACUUGAAGGUAGGAACCACCUACGUCUCUAUCUCCAGUUGCUCAUAGCGGGUCUCCAUGGGGCUGCCAGACGACCCACCAAUUUGGCUCAGGUAAAGCAGGUCAUUCAGGGUCUUGAGGAGUCCCCCUCCGCCUUCCUAGAGCGACUCAAGGAAGCUUACCGUAUAUAUACUCCCUAUGAUCCCGAGGAUCCUGGAUGUAACCUUGCCAUGUCUUUUAUUUGGCAAUCAGCACCAGAUAUUAGAAAGAAAUUAGAAAGGAUGGACAACCUCAAGGAAAGUACCUUGCAGGAUUUACUUAAGGAAGCAGAGCGGAUAUUUAACAAGAGGGAGACUCAAGAAGAGAGAGACGAGAGACUUAGAAAGGAAGCAGAGAAAAGAGAAGAUAUUAGGGACCGUAAGAGGAAUAAGGAAAUGAGCAAGUUGCUAGCCACCGUAGUCUCAGGACAGCAGCAGGAUAGACAGGAGGGAGACAAAAAGGGGCCCAGAUUGGACCACGAUCAAUGCGCAUAUUGCAAAGAAAAAGGCCAUUGGGCCAGAGAUUGCCCAAAGCGCCCUAAAGGACCCCGCAAACCCCGGCCUCAGGCCUCCCUCUUGUCCCUGGAAGAAGACUAGGGAAGUCGGGGUCAGGAGCCCCCUCCUGAACCCAGGAUAACCCUUGAUGUUGGGGGGCAUCCAGUCACCUUCCUCGUGGACACCAGCGCUCAACACUCAGUGUUGACCCAGCCUACGGGGCCACUGAGUGACCGGUCAGCUUGGGUCCAGGGAGCCACCGGAGGAAAACGUUACCGAUGGACUACAGACCGGAAAGUGCUGCUGGCUACUGGUAAGGUGACUCAUUCCUUUUUGCAUGUGCCUGAUUGCCCCUACCCGCUAUUGGGCAGAGAUCUUCUCACUAAAUUGAGAGCACAAAUACAUUUUGAGGAAGCAGGGGCUCACGUUACAGGCCCCCAAGGGGAGCCCCUCCAUGUUCUAACCCUCAAUUUGGAAGAUGAAUACAAGCUAUAUGAGCCAGGAGAACAUGAGGAACCCCAAAAAUUGACCACCACGUUUUGGCUAAAAGAAUUUCCCCAGGCUUGGGCCGAAACCGGGGGCAUGGGCUUGGCAAUUCGGCAACCCCCUUUGAUCAUCGCUUUAAAGACCACGGCUACUCCCGUGUCAAUUAAGCAAUAUCCCAUGUCCCAAGAAGCCUACCAAGGAAUUAGGCCACACAUUAAGAGACUCCUGGAUCAAGGGGUUCUGAUUCCUUGCCGGUCACCAUGGAACACCCCUCUCCUCCCUGUCAAGAAACCCGGCACGGGCGAUUAUCGGCCGGUGCAGGACUUGAGAGAGGUCAAUAGGCGGGUGGAAGACAUUCACCCCACGGUCCCCAACCCCUACAAUCUACUGAGUGGACUUCCACCCUCCCAUAGCUGGUACACGGUACUGGAUCUCAAGGAUGCUUUCUUUUGCUUAAGAUUACACCCAGGUAGCCAGCCCAUCUUUGCCUUCGAAUGGAAGGACCCAGAAAUGGGGCUUUCUGGGCAAUUGACAUGGACCAGGCUCCCACAGGGGUUUAAAAACAGCCCCACCCUCUUUGAUGAGGCCCUACACAGGGAUCUGGCUGACUUCAGAAUUCAGCACCCGGACUUGAUUCUGCUACAAUAUGUUGAUGACUUAUUGUUGGCAGCAAAAACAGAAGCUGAAUGCAGGGAGGGGACCUCUGCUUUACUAAGAACCUUAGGAACUCUUGGUUAUCGGGCCUCUGCAAAGAAAGCCCAGAUUUGUCAACAACAAGUCAUAUACCUAGGGUAUCGACUCCAGGAGGGACAGAGAUGGCUGACUGAGGCAUGUAAGCAGGCCAUCCUGAACAUCCCCGUCCCCAAGGGACCCCGUCAGCUGCGGGAAUUCCUGGGGAUCGCUGGAUACUGUCGCCUUUGGAUCCCCGGGUUCGCAGAAUUAGCAGCCCCCCUUUACCCGCUUACCAAACAAGGGACACUUUUUACCUGGGGGGAGGCCCAACAAGAAGCCUAUAUGAACAUUAAGAAAACUUUGUUGGCCUCACCGGCUUUGGGCCUCCCAGACCUGACCAAACCGUUCGAAUUGUUUGUGGAUGAGAGUCGGGGCUACGCCAAAGGAGUCCUAGUCCAAAGACUGGGACCCUGGAGACUGCCUAUAGCAUACCUCUCCAAAAAGUUGGACCCUGUGGCCUCAGGAUGGCCCCCUUGUCUCCGCAUGGUGGCAGCCAUAGCAGUCCUAACGAAGGACGCUGGUAAACUGACCUUGGGACAGCCACUGACUAUCCUGGCACCCCAUGCAGUAGAGGCUCUGAUUAAACAGCCUCCGGACCGCUGGCUGUCCAACGCACGCGUGACCCACUAUCAGGCAAUGCUCCUAGACACUGACCGAGUGCGGUUCGGCCCAACAUUGGCACUCAACCCCGCCACACUGCUUCCACCACCAGAAGGACCAGACCAACACGACUGUCUGCAGAUCCUGGCGGAAGCGCAUGGAACCAGGCCAGACCUCAUGGACCAGCCCCUCUCAGAUGCGGACUUCACCUGGUACACAGACGGGAGCAGCUUCAUGGAGGAUGGAGCCAGAAAGGCGGGGGCGGCGGUGACCACCGAAACCGAGGUAAUUUGGGCAGAGGCCCUCCCACCAGGGACCUCAGCUCAAAGGGCUGAACUUAUUGCUUUGACCCAGGCACUCAUGGCGAAAGACAAGAGACUAAAUGUCUAUACAGACAGCCGAUAUGCUUUCGCCACUGCCCAUAUUCAUGGGGAAAUCUAUCGAAGAAGGGGACUGCUCACCUCAGAGGGGAGGGAAAUUAAAAACAAAGCUGAGAUUUUGGCCUUACUUAAGGCCUUAUUUUUGCCCCGAAAACUGAGCAUCAUUCAUUGCCCGGGGCAUCAAAAAGGAGAUGCCCCAGAGGCAAGGGGAAAUAGACUAGCGGAUACAGCGGCCCGGGAGGCUGCAAAAGGCCUGACCUCGAUGGCCUCCCAAGCCUUUCCCCUCCAACCAGAGGCAGAAGCCUCCCCUGAAACUCCAAGCCAUGGCUUGUUCCGAUACACUAAGGAGGACACUGAUUUACUAAAAACCUUGGGGGCAUCCUUUGACUCCACAAAAGGACGCUGGGUCUAUGCAGGAAAGCCAGUAAUGCCCAUCGGACAAACUUUUGAAUUAAUAUCCUACCUGCAUAAAUUGACCCACCUCAGUCGCCGAAAAAUGAAAGCUCUCUUGGAUAGGGAAGAAAAUAUUUACCACCUGCUCGGAAAGGAUGCCAUCUUACAACAAGUAACCGAUUCUUGCAAGGCCUGUGCACAGGUAAAUGCCGGAAGGGCAAAGGUUGGAAUCGGAGUCCGCAUGCGAGGACACCGACCAGGUAUUCACUGGGAAAUUGACUUUACAGAAAUAAAGCCAGGACUAUAUGGCUAUAAAUACUUGCUAGUAUUCAUAGAUACCUUUUCCGGAUGGGUGGAAGCUUUCCCUACCAAACAUGAGACAGCCAAAAUAGUCACCAAGAAAUUGCUGGAAGAGAUCUUCCCCAGAUAUGGGAUGCCCCAAGUCUUGGGGUCAGAUAAUGGGCCUGCUUUCGUCUCUCAGGUAAGUCAGCUGGUGGCUAAGCUAUUGGGGAUUAAUUGGAAAUUACAUUGUGCUUACAGACCCCAGAGCUCAGGUCAGGUAGAACGUACAAAUAGAACAAUAAAGGAGACUUUGUCCAAAUUGACGCUCGCAACUGGCUCUAGAGACUGGGUACUCCUACUGCCCCUGGCCUUAUACAAGGUCCAGAACACUCCGGGCCCCCAUGGAUUAACCCCAUUUGAAAUAAUCUAUGGGGCACCACCACCAAUGAUUAAUUUCUUUGAUGACAUCAUUGCUGAUCAUGCUAACAGCCCUUCUCUUGAAGCCCACUUACAGGCACUCCAGCUUGUCCAGAAGGAGGUUUGGAAACCACUGGCCGCUGCCUACCAAGAACAGCUGGACAGACCUGCGAUCCCCCACCCGUUCCAGAUCGGGGACUCUGUCUGGGUUCGCAGACACCAAACCAAGAACCUCGAGCCCCGCUGGAAGGGACCCUAUACCGUACUAUUGACCACCCCUACGGCGCUUAAAGUCGACGGGAUAGCAGCCUGGAUACAUGCUUCACAUGUGAAAGCCGCCAGCCCGGGACAGCAGACACCAGACCAGGAAAAGAAAUGGAAGGUCCAACGUACCCAAAAUCCCCUAAAGAUAAGACUGGUUUGCAACUAAUGUUUAAGAUGAUCGGGUUUUUCCUAUUAAUCCUAGGACCUAUGGGGACAGCCAUCAAAGGUUAUGCAGAAAAAUAGAUAAAUUAACCUCCACAGGAUUUUAUUAUUUGGUAGCCCCUACUGGGACAUAUUGGGCAUGUAGCACCGGGCUAACACCAU